Molecule: messenger RNA, 3591 nt
Organism: Penicillium concentricum
Lineage: Eukaryota; Fungi; Ascomycota; Eurotiomycetes; Eurotiales; Aspergillaceae
Product: ankyrin repeat domain-containing protein
Exons: 3
Coding region: 1-3591 (1196 amino acids)
Molecular function (GO): protein binding
Source: RefSeq, a predicted model, not a curated record
AUGGCUGAUCCGCUGUCUGUGAUAUCAUUCGGUAUCCAAGUUACCCAAUCUCUAGUCGAAUUUUACUCCGCAUACAAGGAUCAAGACAAUGCUCUGGCCAAGAUCAUAGUGAAUCUUGAGAACCUUCUCGGCAUUCUCCAGUCCAUUGAUGGUGCGGUACAGAAUCGUCAAUCUCAGACGGAUACCUUACUCCAGGAGAUCGACAAGGCGGCAGCGGGAUGCCGUGAGAUUAUCGAGGAACUGUGGGACGAGUGCCAAAAGUUCCAAAAAGAUAGCAGUCUCAGUCUGAAGGGCCGAAUCCAAGUUGCCGGACGCCGGGUGACUUAUCCAUUUAGGACAAGUACUCUGCAAAAACUUGAAGAGGACAUCGCCGAGAUACGGGAAAACUUGUCUCUUGCAUUAAAUGUGCUACAGCUUAGAAACCAGACUGGGCUUGAAGACGGGAUAUCCGAACUCAAAAUAAUCGUCCAACAGACAAAUACGAUUCAAAUAUCUGCUAUGAUUCGUGAUUGGCUCAAGGCUCCAGAUGCGACCAUUGAUCACAAUGUCGCAUGCGAGAAACGCCAUACAAGCACAGGACUAUGGUUGAUCAACGGCCAGAAAUUUCGGACCUGGCUGAGUGAGCCCAAUUCAUUACUCUGGAUUAAUGGCUUCGCUGGAUGUGGCAAGUCGGUCAUAUGCUCGACGGCAAUUGAGGCAGUUCGACAUACAUUCCGUGACAGUCAACAGUCCAGUAUAGGAAUUGGAUUUUUCUACUUUUCCUUCAAUGAUGAGACCAAGACAGAUUGUUCCGGCAUGUUACGCGCAUUGCUAUUGCAGUUGUCGGCUCAACUUGAAGGAGGCGAAAAGGAUCUACAAAAACUGCAUGGAUUGUAUAAAUCGGGUGCUCCACCCGUGAAAGUCCUACUCGACUCCCUUCGACAGACAAUCUGCAAGUUCAGCUCUACCUACAUUCUAUUAGACGCAUUGGAUGAAAGCCCCCGAGAUGAUAAAAGAGAGUACGUUUUGGAUGCGAUAGAGAAGAUCCGGCAAUGGGACCUGCCCACUCUCCACCUCCUAGUGACUAGCCGCAACGAAAUCGACAUCCGAAAUUCUCUGGAAACGCCCUCUUGCCAGGAUAUCCCAAUGAGAAAUCCGGAGACAGAUAUGGACAUCCAAAACUUCAUUUCCUACCAGCUCAGCAAUGACCCCAAACUUCAACGAUGGAAAUCACGCCACGACGAGAUUCAAGAGAAACUGAUAAAUAAAGCAGAAGGAGUAUUCAGAUAUGUCGAAUGUCAACUCCUUGCGCUAAAACGGGCCCGGAUCCGAAAUGAGCUCGAUAAAUGUUUGCGUUCUUUGCCUCGUGAUCUGGAUGAGACAUAUGAGCGAGUGCUGUGUAGCAUCGACGAGGGAUACGUUCAAGAAGUACGGUUGAUAUUAAAUUUACUUUGUGUGUCUGAUCAGCCAGUCACCAUGGAGCAACUUAUCGACGCUCUUACCAUUGAUGUCAGUGCUAGCGAGUUACAACUAGAUCGUGAUGGUCGAUCAUUUACCGAAGAUGAUAUUCUCGACAUUUGUCUUGGUCUGAUAGAGGUUGCAGUGGUCGAAGGGGACUCUAGAGCGACUGCGAUUGCUCGAAUAGCGCACUUCUCUGUACAGGAGUAUCUUGAAUCAGAUCGAAUUUCCCAGAAAGGAGCAGCAAAAUUCAGGAUACAAGAAGAAACAACGUACACAGAGAUGGCUCAAAUUUGCCUCGUUUACCUGCUGGACCCAUCGCUGUCGAUUGGAAAUUUGAACGAGAAAAAACUGGAAAUGUUUCCUUUCGCUUGCCUUGCCGCCAUGCAAUGGUUCCUUUCCUACAACAAUUCCGGGGAAAGGAAGUCCGAAAUUGAAAGCUUAAUUUUGAAGCUAUUCAAGGGCCAGCCAGAGUCAUUUGAGACAUGGGUGCUGCUGGAUGAGAUGAACCAGAGGGGUUCCAGAGUACCGAACUUUAACCAUCCUGUCCCGUCGCCCAUAUACUACACAGCCCUUUUGGGGUUGGAGAACAUCUUGCAUGCCUUGAUAGCGAGCUGGCCGGAGGAUACCACAAUAUCUGCCGCCUUUAAUGCUCAAGGGGGUGAAUAUGCCAACCCGCUCCAGGCAGCAUCGCUCAGCGGCCAUGAGAAGGUGGUGCAGAUCCUGCUAGACCAUGGUGCCGAUGUCAAUGCUCAAGGGGGCCAACACGGAAACGCGCUCGUAGCCGCAUCAUAUAACGGCUAUGAGAAGGUGGUGCACAUCCUACUAGAUCAUGGUGCCAAUAUCAAUGCCCAAGGAGGUGGUACCUAUGACACCGCGCUCCAGGCCGCUUCAUUUAAAGGCCAUGAGAAUGUGGUGCAGGUUCUGCUAGACCAUGGUGCCGAUGUGAAUGCUAAAGGGAGCUGGUCUAGCAAUGCGCUUGGUGCUACAUUAUAUGAAGGCUAUGAGAAUAUAGCGCAGAUCCUACUAGAUCAUGGUGCCGAUAUCAAUGCUCAAGGGGGUGAAUAUGGCAACGCACUCCAAGCUGCAUCAAAUAAGGGCUAUGAGAAGCUAGUACAGAUCUUCCUAGAUCAUGGUGCCGAUGUCAAUGCCCAAGGGGGUCUUUUUGGUAACGCGCUCCAGGCUGCAUCAAAUAAGGGCUAUGAGAAGCUAGUACAGAUCUUACUAGAUCAUGGUGCCGAUGUCAAUGCUCAAGGGGGUGAAUAUGGCAACGCACUCCAAGCUGCAUCAUAUAGUGGCCAUAAGAAAAUGAUACAGAUCCUAUUAGACCAUGGCGCCGAGGUCAAUGCUUCAGGGCCUUCGGGCAGCGCGCUCCAGGCCGCAUCAAUGGAAGGUCAUGAGGAUGUGGUACAGAUCCUACUAGACCUUGGCGCAGAUGUCAAUGCUCAGGGAGGUUAUUAUGGCAACGCGCUCCAGGCCGCCGCUUCGUCUGAUUUCGCAUUAUUUGAUUUCCGAUUUCCUGACCGUGAGAAGAUGAUACAAAUCCUGCUAGACCAUGGCGCCGAUGUCAAUGCUCAAGGAGGUUAUUAUGGCAACGCGCUCCAGGCCGCCGCUUCAUUCAAACACGAAUUAUAUGAACGCGCACCAUCCUCACAUUAUGAGAGUGUGAUACAAAUCCUGCUAGACCAUGGUGCCGAUGUCAAUGCUCCGGGGGGCUAUUUUGGCAACCCGCUCCAGGCCGCAGCAUAUAGAGCUUCUACGAAGGGGGUACAAAUCCUGCUAGAUCAUGGUGCGGAUGUCAAUGCUCAAGGGGGAGAUAUGGCAGCGCGCUCCAGGCCGUCAUUUCAUUCAAUGCCGACACGUGUGGAGGCACACAAGUGCCAGAUCAUCCUGCUAGAUCAUGGUGCCGGUGUCAAUGCCCAAGGGGGUAAAUAUGGCAACGCGCUCCAGGCCGCAGCAUGCAGAGGUCAUGCGAAGAUAGUGCAGAUCCUGCUAGAUCAUGGCGCCGAUAUCAAUGCCCAAGGGGGUAAAUAUGACAGCGCGAUCGAGGCUGCGUUUUGGGAAGAUCAUGAGGAAGUGACCCAGAUCCUGCUGAAUAAUGGUGCUGAUGAUAAAGCAAUUCGUUCAAUCGAAAGUGAGGAAAUUGGUAGGUAA